Rotaria sp. Silwood1 is the source of this 1824-nucleotide messenger RNA. The record is from the annotation of a GenBank genome assembly. NCBI's taxonomy places the organism in Eukaryota, Metazoa, Rotifera, Eurotatoria, Philodinida, Philodinidae.
AUGUGUCCAGGAUGUUUUAAUGAUAUAAAAUCGUCAAUGAAACCAGAAUGUUCUAUAUGUCGUGACAGUUUAUUACCAGUGCCUAUUGUUAAUCGUGACGUGUUAAAUUUAAUACAAGCUGUGUUUGAAUCAAUGGCUGCUAUACCAGUAAUCAAAACAGAAGAAUUAAUAGUAGAAUCUAAACCAUUUGGAUAUGGUGGUAGUGCUGAUGUGUUUCGUGCACAAUGGAACCGACAAACUGUAGUCAUAAAACGUUUACGUACCAAUACAAGUGAUCCAAAACAAUUAUCUCAAUUGAAAGGAGAAAUAAGUAUUCAUGUUGGAUUACGACAUCCUUGUAUUAUUUCUUUAUAUGGAUAUACGAGUAAUGGUGAUGGUAGAGAAAUUGUUAUGGAAUAUGCAGAACGUGGUUCAUUAAAUCAAAACUGGAAAAAUGUUGAUAAAACACAACUCAUCAAUUGGGCAAUCGAUAUUAUUGAUGGUCUACAAUAUUUACACAGUCGAAAAAUUUCGCACAGAGAUCUCAAACCCGAAAAUAUUUUAAUUGCCCAAGAUAAUCGUGCAAAAUUAUCAGAUUUUGGAAUGGCAAGAGUAUUAGCAACAAUUCAGCAUAAUACAUCAGGCAGUGGCACACCAAAAUAUACAGCUCCUGAAUUACUUGAUCCUGAUACUAAGUAUGGUGAAGAAGUUGAUAUAUAUAGUCUAUCAUUGAUUCUCUAUGAAAUGUUUUCGGGAAAAGUAGCAUUUGAAAAUUUGAAUUCACAUCAACUUCUUACUGCUGUUUAUAUGCAUAAAAAACGACCUGGUUUUGACUCAACAUUUCCAAAAAAUCUUCGAGAAAAAAUUGAACUUGGAUGGUCUCAUGAAGCAAAAGAACGUUGUACACUCGAUGAUUUUCUACAAGUAUUACUAGAAAUGAAGAAUCCAUCUAAAAUAAUGCCUGAUAAACAAACGCCAGCACUAGGAAAAACUAUUCCUGUAUCAAUGGUUGAACAAGCCGAUAAUACUCAGAAGAAAUCAUUAGCUUAUUCACCAAUCAUAGAAAUGAAAUGGACAACUCAAAGUGAACGAACACAAUUGUUAAUCAAAAAAAUGAUAAAUGAUAUGCGCAAGUCAUCAACAUUUGGAAAAAGUUUUUCUGAUACAGUUAUCAAUGCUAUGUUACAAGUACCAAAGCAUUUAUUUGUUGAUAUGACUCUCUAUAAGAAUGUUACUAAAACAAAAGAUGAUGAUGAAUGUCUUAAAUCAAUUUAUAAUUAUGCACAAGCAUUGCGUGCUAGUGAAACACAAAAUAUGAGUUCAACAGAAAUUACUGCUAUUCAAUUGAGUUUAAUACCGUUAAAUUCUGGUGAUCGUGUUUUAUUUCUUGGAGCUAAAGGAGGUUAUAUUCAAACAAUAGCAGCUCAAGUAGUUGGAUUUCAAGGUCAAGUAUGGAUAUGUUCACAAGAUAAUCAAGGUCUUAAACAUGUUGAAAAUGUUCUGAAAAAUCAUGUACCACCUAUUCUUAGACAAAUUAUCAAAUGUGUUUUAGUUAGUAAUAUUCAAGAUGUACAUCAAGUCAAAAAUGGAUUAGAACAACAUUUAAAAUCUACUGAACAAUAUUUUAAUACUAUUCAUGUUUGUGGAGCUAUAUCACAGGAUUCGCUUGAAUAUUUUCAACAAUUUUUACAAGUCGAAGGACAACUCUUAGCACCAAUUAAUAUUGAUGAAAACAAUCAAAAGUUUACUAUUUUACAUAAAACACGAGAUCAAACUUCAGGUCAAGUUACUUUAAAUAAACGAAUACUUCAAGAUUGGGGAAUUAUAUUUGGAUCUGUUCUUUAA